Molecule: messenger RNA, 1614 nt
Organism: Rhizophagus irregularis DAOM 181602=DAOM 197198
Lineage: Eukaryota; Fungi; Glomeromycota; Glomeromycetes; Glomerales; Glomeraceae
Cellular component (GO): membrane
Source: RefSeq, a predicted model, not a curated record
AAUCAAAUAAUAAUAAUAAUUACAAACUAACAAAAAUGGGGAUUCCUUUCAGUUGCCUUGGAGUUGGUGCUGCGUCUUGGAUAGCUUCUACUGUUGCUUCUUGUUUUUCUGCAGCAGCCUGUACUUUAGCUUUUAAAUCAUGUAAUUGCAAUAACUCUAUUGCUACAAGGGUCGGGUUUGCGAUAAUAUUUCUUUUGAAUUCCAUGUUCUCAUGGAUAAUGUUAUCCGACUGGGCAAUUAGACAACUAGAGAAAGUGACUUACGAUUACCUACACCUGAAAUGUAAAGACGAUGGAUCUUGUUAUGGAGUGCUUGCAGUACAUCGUAUUUGCUUUGCGCUUUCAUUGUUCCAUUUCUUUUUGGGACUUUUAGUAAUUGGAGUCAAUGAUACCCAUGAUAAGCGAGCAUCCAUUCAAAAUGGAUGGUGGGGACCGAAAAUUUUAUUAUGGAUAACAUUUGUAAUAAUUUCCUUCUUUAUUCCUAAUGGAUUUUUCAUGUUCUGGGGAAAUUAUAUUGCAUUAUUUGGGGCAACAAUAUUUAUAUUAGUUGGAUUGGUAUUAUUAGUAGAUUUUGCGCAUACAUGGAGCGAGAAAUGUUUAGAAAAAUAUGAAUAUGAGGAGGAUAAUCGAUGGAAAUAUAUCCUUAUAGGAUCAACAAUUGCAAUGCUGAUCGGAACAAUUGCACUAACAGGAAUUAUGUAUGGAUACUUUGCUGGAUCUGGAUGUAAACUUAAUCAAUUCCUUAUUACAUUUAAUCUUAUAUUAUGUUUGAUUGUAACUGCUAUAAGUAUUUCACCGAAAGUACAAGAUGCGAAUCCAAGAUCAGGAUUACCACAAGCUUCAAUGGUUAUAAUUUAUUGUACUUAUGUUAUAUUGAGCGCAGUUGCAAAUGAACCUGAUGAUAAUAUGUGUAAUCCAUUAACAAGAAGUAGAGGAACAAGAACAACCACCCUUGUUAUUGGGGCUUUAUUUACCUUUUUAGCUAUAUCUUAUUCAACAUCAAGAGCCGCUACACAAGGGAGAGCAUUAAUUACGAAAUCUGAUUACCAUCCAUUAAAUACAGCUUCGGCUGUGCCUUUAGUGACAAGCCAACCUGAAGGUUUUCCAAGCAAUAUGAGAUCUGAUGCAUUAACAGCCGCUGUUGAAAGUGGUGCUAUGCCUGCUUCAGCUUUAGAUGAUGAUGACGACGAUGAUUAUGAUGUUAAAGAUGAUGAAAAAAAUGGGGUUGCUUAUAAUUAUGCAUUCUUUCACUUAAUUUUUGCUAUAGCUUCUAUGUAUGUUGCUAUGCUGCUUACUAAUUGGAAUAAUGUUACUACUAUUAAUUCUGAUGAAAAAUUAGUUGUUAUCGGGCAAACUUAUAUUGCUGUUUGGGUAAAAGUUAUUUCUAGCUGGAUUUGCAUAUUAUUAUAUUCUUGGACUCUUAUUGGCCCAGUUCUUUUACCUGAUAGAUUUGUAGAUUAUUUUUAAGUUCACAUCAUAUUAAUUAUAAGGGAAACGUAUAUCAAAUUUAUUAUUCAUUAAUCAUUCUAUUUUGAUGUUUAAUUUGUAUUUAAGUAUUUAAUAUUAUACAUAAACAAUAAAGAAAUAUAUUAAUAUCAAUAUUUUCAUAUGAUAU